ACAUUGGCAUCUCCCUUGAGACCCUAAUAAAGCAUCUGCUAACUGCAAGGCCUGGAUUCAAGUGAAGCAAAUUAAACAUUUUUCUUGCAAUGGAUCACACUGUGUCUGAAAGCAUGAAAGGUGAGGACAUGGAAAUCCAUCAUUUCAGCCAUCACCAUCCACUGGUCUUUAUGCAAGAUCAGGGUUUCGCAAGUGAAGCAGCUUCCUGCUUCGGGUGUGGUCGGUCGCUAGAGGGUUCGAGCUAUGGCUGCACUGAAUGUAGGCAUUUUCUUCACAAGGAAUGUGCAGAGUUAGCGUUAGCCCCUGAAAUUGAUCAUCACUUCCAUUCCCAACACCAUUCGACUCUUUUGCCAGGAUUUCCUUAUAGGGGUGGUUUUUGUGAUUUUUGUUAUAGUGGCUCUGCAGGAUUUGUUUAUCAUUGUGCUUCUUGUAGAUUCGAUCUGCACGUAAACUGUGCUCUGCUUCAAUCAUCCAUUGCUGCAAAUGUUCCCUCUUAUUUGCACCAGCAUCCAUUGUUCUUCCUUGAAAACCAUAACAAGGAAAUCAAACGCGAUUGCUCGGGAUGUACGAAACCGUUAUCUGGUCCAAUUUACCACUGUGGGGAUUGUUCUUCUAAAUUCUUUAACCUUCAUAAGGAGUGUGCUGAACUACCCCUUGAGAUUAAACACUCCUACGACCCUAAGCAUCCUCUUACUCUCUUGCCGAUACCACCUACUCAUCAUCACGAUUGCAGUUGCUAUCUAUGCAAAAUCCAGUGGGAAGGGUUUGUUUAUUCUUGCUCUAUUUGCAAGUUGGAGCUUACUCUUGAUGAUGUUAUUACACCACCAAAGAUCACAACUGCAAGUCAUAAACACCCAUGGAAGCUUCUGUUGAGACAAAUGUCAUUUAUUUGUGAUUUUUGUGGCAUCGCUGGAGAUCACAACCCGUAUCUCUGUACGAAGUGUAAUCUUGUUGUCCACAAGAAGUGCAUUUCAAUGCCUCGCAGUAUCAUGAUAACAAGGCAUCAUCACAUAAUUUCUCAUUCAUAUUCUCUUCCACAAAAUGAAGUCGGAUACUGGAUUUGCAGAAUUUGUUAUGAAGAUGUCGAUACAAGGUAUGGUAGUUACUAUUGUUCUGCAUCCGAUUGCAAUUAUAUUGCUCAUGUAUAUUGUGCACCCAAUAAAGCAAUUUGGGAUGGCACAAUUUUCUUGGAAGACAAUGAUGAGAGCUGCAACGUAACACAACAUACAUCCUCGAAUUUGAUUAUUGAAGUUGUUGAACAAACGUGUAUUGGAGAGCAGAUGGUAGCGACUGGGAUCAAACAUGAAUACCAUGAUCACAAUUUAAGACUCACUUUUUCUGGGGAUAUUGAAGAUGAUAGCCAAUGUGAUGGGUGUAUGAGGCCUAUCGCAACUCAUUUUUAUAGUUGUCAUCAAUGCAAGUUUUUUCUCCAUAAAGAUUGCGCUGAAUUACCUAGAGUAAAACGACACCCAUUUCACAAGCAUGUGCUAACACUCACAAACUCGAGCUUGAGCCCAGUGGAUGGCUAUUCAAUAUGCUAUGGUUGUUCCCGUCCGUACAAUGGAUUUAGCUACCGAUGCUACAAUGAAGAGGGAAAAUCACACUUUAAUUGGGACAUUAGAUGUAUUUCACUAUCAGACACUUUGGAGCAUCCAUGUCAUGAACAUUCACUCUUUCUAGCCCACAACUUUCCAACCAAGUGCAGUGGUUGUCAUUCAGAAAUAUCCCGAGAUUGCAUUGCAUAUAGAUGCAUGAAGCGUUGUGAUUUUACUUUAGAUAUACGAUGUGUGGCGCUACCGCUCACAACUUGGUACAAGUAUGACAGACAUCCUCUUACUCUGACUUAUUCUGAUGAUUCUAGUCCUUCUCAACAUUACUGUGAUCUGUGUGAGAAUGAACGCAACCCCGAUGACUGGUUUUACUACUGUGCUGAUUGUGAUAACUCUCUUCAUUCCAUAUGCACUCUCGGUCAUCCUCAGUUUAUGAAGCUUGGAAGUGAAGUUAAAUCUGCUCGUCAUCCACAUCCAUUAACUGUUGUGAAAAACAUUUGGAAUUGCCCUCCAUGUAAGGUAUGCGGUAAUCUUUGCAAUGGGACGACCCUAGAAUGUAAAGAAUCUGAAUGCAACUUUACCAUCCACUGGUGGUGCCGUUUGCAGUGAUAUUCCACUCAAGUUUAUCAAACACAGAUUCUGCAACUUCAAAGGUUUGGAAGUCUGUAAUCGUUCCAUGUAGUGGUGUCAUUGAAGGAUAAUAUACUUUUAAAUUGUGAUGAGUUGAUAUGCUCUUGCCUGCUGAAACUAAAUUAGGUG
Molecule: messenger RNA, 2309 nt
Organism: Hibiscus syriacus
Lineage: Eukaryota; Viridiplantae; Streptophyta; Magnoliopsida; Malvales; Malvaceae
Exons: 1
Coding region: 90-2159 (689 amino acids)
Source: RefSeq, a predicted model, not a curated record